This is a messenger RNA of Phalacrocorax carbo (great cormorant), 4336 nucleotides long. NCBI's taxonomy places the organism in Eukaryota, Metazoa, Chordata, Aves, Suliformes, Phalacrocoracidae. The record is from RefSeq and is a predicted model, not a curated record.
CGCUCUUAAAAAUACAAGUUCUUCGUUAAGCCUGGGCCUGCUGCUUCCCAUGUCCCUCCGUGGAGGCAGCCCGGUGCAGGGUGCGUGCAGGGGACCAGCUCCCUGCUUCAGGCGUGGUUUGCCUGCGUUGCACCCGAGCCCACCCAGCGCGGGGCUCCCGUCCAAGGGCUCUUUGCAAAUCAGGACUCCCACACCCCACGGCGUGCCUUUGUGAAGAGCUUGCGCGGCUUCCUCGGCUUCACCGAGAUAAGAGACAUUAUUUUUGUUCCGCCCCAUCAUCGCCCUCAUUUGUGUUUCCAUGUGCGGCGGGGAUAGGCAGAGCCCCGUGCCAGGCUGCCCUUUAUUUCUGGGGCAUGCAAAUACCCAACGGCAGCCCUCGCUCCCUGCCCUCACUCCCUGCCCUCCAGCUGGCUCCUGAGGCUCUGGAGGCCACCGCAGGGAUAAAGUCCCCUUUCCAUCACGGAGAGGUGCAGGAGGACCGAGGGGAUCGCUGCGGGGCUGCAGGCUCCGCGUAGCUUUGAGGCGGCACACUCGAACGGCCAAGAAAAAGCUCCUGCUUUAAGCCUAAUCUUUAACUAAAGGCAUUUCCAAUUUUAUUUUAGGCCGGGUUUAUUGCUCUUGCCUCAUUAAUUUUUUCCCUCCCUCCCAGCCACUCCCCCUCUCCGGGCACUCCCCGCGCACAGUGGCCCACGGCGUUUUGCCCGUGUGGGUUUGCACCAGAGCUGCUUGGCCACGCAGAGAGGCAGGAGGUGGAGGCGCAGAGGGGGAGAAGCGGCGCUGCCGAAGCCAUCAGUGGGCUACGCAUCCCGAGGCCGGGGAGCAUCACUUCACCUGUCACGGGGCAGCCCCGUCCCAACGCUUCCCCGGCGGGGUGUGAGAUGCAGCCACGCAGGGUGUGAGGUACCGCCGGGGCUUGUCUCCGAACCAAAGACAUCCCUCGGAGCUGGAGCCCCGACCCGCGCGAUGCUGAGCCUCAAGUUACCCCGGCUGCUCAGCAUCAACCAAGUGCCUAAGGGGUACCAGGAGCAGGGGAUCCUCUUCGGGUAUCGCCCCCCCAGAAGCUCGGCAGCAGACUGCCUCCUCAGCGUCUUCCAAAUGACAAACGAGACCCUAAAUAUCUGGACGCAUUUUGUGCCUACCUGGUACUUCGUGUGGACGCUGGUGGGGCGGCUGCGGGGACCGGGGGGCCGGGAGGACCCCCAUGCCUGGCCCCUCCUUGCCUACCUGCUGACCUGCUGCGUCUACCCCCUCGCCUCCAGCUGCGCCCACACCUUCAGCACCAUGUCCACCCGCACCCGCCACAUCUGCUACUUCUUCGAUUACGCGGCGCUCAGCAUGUACAGCUUGGGGUCGGCGCUGGCGUACUCGGCGUACGUUUUCCCAGCAGAAUGGGUUGACAGCGCUUUCCACCACUGCUACGUCCCCAUUGCGGCGCUUAACACUGUCGUUUGCACCAGUCUGUCCUGCUAUUCCAGAUUUCUGGAGGUGGAGCAGCCCACGUUCAGCAAGGCUUCCCGCAUGCUGGCCUUCGUGUACCCGUACCUCUUCGACAGCAUCCCACUCUUCUACAGGUUCUACCUGUGCGCCGUGGAGAGCUGCACGGAGGCCGCGAUCCUGGUCCACUACAAGCACACCGUCUUUGCCUUCCUCACUUGCUUCAUCUUCGCUAGCCAUCUGCCAGAGAGACUUGCGCCAGGUCACUUCGACUAUAUUGGGCACAGCCACCAAGUUUUCCACGUGUGUGGGAUCAUCAGCACGCACUUCCAGAUGGAGGCCAUCACGAUGGACAUGGCCGAGCGCCGCGACCGGCUCCUGCCCGCCUCGCUGCUUCCUUCCUCCCUGCAGACCCUCGGGUCGAUGGGCAUCUGCCUGGCCGUCAGCCUGGCCGUCAUCGGGCUCUGCUCCAUGUCCCUGCGCUUCAUGCCAGAGCCUCUGCAGAGAGAAAAGCCACACGGGCAUUAGGCUUCGGGUCUAGACAGUAUUUAUGCUGCUCCAUGGGAGAGACCCUGAACAGUACGUGUGUGGUGUGGAUGAGGAGGGGUUUAUUCGCCUAUGCUCUCUGAGAAAAUGUUUAUUUAAGAUUUUCUCGAGAGCGAAAUAUAUUGCACUGGUUUUUGUACAUAUAGCUUUAAAGCUGGGAACAGAUUAUGACACACUUUUAAUCAAGUUGCUCUUUCACCACAAGAAAUAUUUAAAAUAAUCUUAACUUUUUCUGUAAAAGGGAGAUAAGUGCUAAUACUUUCCAAAGCAAUAGGCAUUCAUCAGGUCUGCCUUACGGAGGAAUCAGGGAGGCAAGUGAAUGUGGCUAACUCCGGUACUCUGGUGCACAGGUGUCCUUGCCAUCUUUAGACCGAUAGCCAAGACUCCUUGGCGAAGUCACGAGCAAGGGCUCUCCCAGGAGCUCUCUAACUAAGGUUUUCACCUUGAAAGUGGCAUUAUUUUGGAGAUUAAAACCUCAAAUAUCCAUGUUACACAGCCUUACACUAAACCCAAGUGCCUGGCAGAUGUGGGAUUGGGAGAGACUAGAGUUUGCCUGUUUAAAAUUCAGCUAUUUUUAAUCAUUACCCGGAAGGAGUUAUUCUAGAAGAACUCUCCAGGGGACAUUCCUCCAGAAUAGCUUUGUUUUGGGUCUGGUUCCGGUGCGUAGGUUAGUCCUGGGAAAUUAAUUCCUAUGGGAGAGCUGAGCUCUCCCUGCGUGGGCGACGCGACCGGCCGGCAGCUGACGCAGCCCCAGGCGCAGAGCACGGGAGGCACUGUCCCCCCCUCCUUGCACCGGUCACCUCCGUCCUGCUCUCACAGCGGGGCUCCUUCUCUAGCCUCACUUGUGGCAUCAAAUGGAAACGGAGGAAGAAAUACCUGCGAGGGGAGGACGCGGACUUCCUUACAAGCACCGUGCUGGUGCUGAGUGUUUAACACGGGCGUGAAGCUGCGCUGUUUAGAAAUGGUGUUUGACACCUUGUCGAGGGCGAUGGCUGAGGAAUUCGUGACUGCCACGUCGAGGCAUCCUCUCCCAGGUGUCUCUGGGGGCACAAUACUGGGCUAGACAGACCCUUGGCCUGAGAGUGUGAGCGAUGGUAGAGCCAUCACCUCCGAACCACUCUAGCUUCUGGUCCCACUCGCAUAGAAGAAUGUUUUUCUUUUCAUGAGUCAACAGGACGGGGGUGUUUGGGGAGAAUAAAACAUCCGCUGAGCAGGAGGUGGGAGUCUGUACGGCACAGAGUCGUGAGCACUGUCGGGUGAAAGGCAGGAGUUAGAACAGCUCAGCUGGUGAUGCACGGGGAGGGUCAAACCCUGUAGUUUGAAAGCAUUUCUAGAGUUAGACCUCCGCUCGCCCGGCAACAGCCUUUUGCUCAGGCUGGUGCUCCUUGCCUUCCUUUGCUGCUGCGCCUGGAUUUUACAGGCAGAAGCAGGGAGCUCUGGAGAGAGCCUGGAGGUCCCAGCCUGGGCCGGGGCAAGGGGGAGCAGCCGUGGGGAGAGCUCGGCCGGUGGCUCCCGCGGCAGGGGUUGUCAUGCUGGGUUUACCUUACGCAGGAGGUACAGGAACAUGUGAUGCAGAGAUUACUGCUAGGGAAUAUUAUCAAGCUUCUUGAUAAUCAUACGGGUGUAUAAUUUGUUUUGUGUAUAAUUACCUCUACCAAGGUAUAAUUGAUGCACUUUUGAGUGACAAUACAAUGGCUUGUUACAUAUAUUGUGGGAGAAAUAAGUCUUUCGAAAAAUAGCUUCCUUUUGAAAGCUGACCAAGAUUUAUAUUAAUAUUUAUAAGCACUGGAACAUAAUUGUUUGUUCAACAGUUUUAUUUCAUUAAAAGAGAAAACUAAUAUAACUAUCGCACUGAUGUAUGCUAACCUGAUUUGUAUAGUUUCAUAAAAAUACCGUCUGUGAAAAUUAAUCACUUCAGAGAUAAUUGCUGAUAAUUGCAAAGCUUAUUUACCUUGUGUACUCGUGUGACUGGAAAGGAAUCUGGCUCUGCGUGUGAGACACGACUUCAGAGUCUGUAAAAUUUACACGAAUCAUCAUAAUUUUUUCUUGUUUGUUUAACUUCUGAAUUUGGGAAGUCCUCUCGUCCUCUUCAGGUGAAAUUAUUUGUAGGAAAACUACAUUUAAAAAUAUAGCACCGUGUUAUACAUUACCAUCGUCCCUCUGGAUCCUGCAGUGUUUUGCAGGGACCCUUUGUCUGGCGCAUACUUUACAUACUCCGUGAGUGAAUGUUUGAUCUGGAGGCAGCACAGGCCAGCCAGAUUCCUUGUUCAGCUGGAGACGGGCCUUCAGAAAACUAUUCAAUAUACUAAAUUUUAUUCCCAUAAAGAAAUAAAAACUCUGUGUCAAACUGAUACGA